AGUAAUGGAUUGAAUUUAUGAAGGUGUGUAUCUUUCCCAUAACAGUAAAUUUGAGUGUACUUUUCAAAAGUAUUUUCUUAGAUUACAUUAUUACAUACCAUUCAUAUUUUAAAUAAAAGUGUCGAAGGAACAUACAAAUUUGUCUUCUCACCAUUUGCUUUCAUUUUGUACGAUCACCACAACCAUGGCUACUCCUUCUUCCUCCUCCCCUGAACUUCCUCUCAAACCAAUUCCCGGUGGCUAUGGCUUCCCCUUCCUCGGUCCCAUCAAAGACCGUUACGAUUACUUCUAUUUCCAAGGUAGAGACGAAUUCUUCCGUUCCCGGAUUACCAAAUACAACUCCACCGUCUUCCGCGCCAACAUGCCACCGGGCCCCUUCAUUUCCUCCGAUUCCAGAGUCGUUGUCCUUCUCGAUGCCCUCAGUUUUCCUAUCCUCUUCGACACAGCCAAAGUCGAGAAACGCAACAUUCUCGACGGAACUUACAUGCCCUCCUUGUCCUUCACCGGCAACAUUCGCACCUGUGCUUAUUUGGACCCAUCGGAAACAGAGCACUCUGUUCUCAAACGCCUCUUCCUCUCCUUUCUCGCUUCCCGCCAUGACAGGUUCAUCCCUCUGUUUCGAAGCUCCUUGUCUGAGAUGUUUGUUAAGCUUGAAGAUAAACUUUCCGAGAAAAAGAAGAUCGCUGAUUUCAACUCGAUCAGCGAUUCCAUGUCGUUUGAUUAUGUUUUCCGUUUACUCUCCGAUGGAACCCCUGAUUCGAAAUUAGCUGCUGAGGGACCUGGAAUGUUCGAUCUGUGGCUUGUGUUUCAACUCGCCCCAUUGGCUUCCAUUGGCCUUCCCAAAAUUUUCUCUGUUUUUGAAGAUCUCGUCAUUCACACCAUUCCCCUGCCUUUCUUCCCAGUCAAGAGUGGUUACAGGAAGCUUUAUGAAGCGUUUUACUCCUCUUCUGGCUCAUUUCUAGACGAAGCAGAGAAACAGGGGAUAGACAGGGAGAAAGCAUGUCACAAUUUAGUGUUUCUCGCUGGAUUCAACGCAUACGGGGGAAUGAAAGUCCUUUUUCCCACUUUACUGAAAUGGGUCGGCACCGCCGGCGAGGAUCUCCACCGGAAACUCGCCGAGGAAGUCAGGACAACCGUGAAGGAAGAAGGGGGACUGACUUUCUCCGCCUUGGAGAAAAUGAGUCUGCUGAAGUCCGUCGUGUACGAAGCACUCAGGAUCGAACCGCCGGUGCCGUUCCAGUACGGGAAAGCGAAGGAGGAUAUCGUGAUUCAGAGCCACGAUUCUUCUUUCAAGAUCAAAAAAGGGGAGACGAUUUUUGGUUAUCAGCCGUUUGCUACUAAAGAUCCGAAGAUUUUUAAGGAUUCGGAGAAGUUCGUGGGCGAUAGGUUCGUGGGAGAGGAAGGGGAGAAGCUUUUGAAGUAUGUUUACUGGUCAAAUGAGCGGGAGACAGUGGAGCCGACGGCGGAGAACAAGCAGUGUCCGGGGAAGAAUCUGGUGGUGCUGAUAGGUAGGAUUAUGGUGGUGGAAUUCUUCCUUCGUUAUGAUACGUUCACCGUGGAGGUCGCAGAUUUGCCGCUGGGUCCGGCAGUGAAGUUCAAGUCCUUAACCAGAGCAACCGAUAUGGUUUAAAAGCUAAUGACUAAAUUAGUUUUUAAUCAUUUUACAGGUAUUUUUAUAUUAUGUUUUUUCAUAUUUCAAAAUUUCAAAAUUGUUUCUUUUAAUGUCAUACCAAUUGGUGCAGCAACUUUUAUUCAUUUCUUAAAUUAUUUCCAAAAGUGUUACAUGCCACUAAAUUACCUUCGCUCGAUUAUAUUAUUUAGAAGAAGAAAAAAAAAAACUGAGAUAUUUUCUUAAAUAAUACAUAUAUUUUAUAAACAUCUCGGUAUCGAGAAAUAUUGUAAGGAUAUUUGAUGACAACUGAGAUAGAAUAGGUCUUUAAUUUUUGUAUAUAUAAAAUGUCAGUGAAAACAAGUUUUAAAAGAAGAAUGAGAUGGGAUUAUUUUACUAAAUAAACGACAAAAGUGAAGAUAUUGUUUUAGUUUAUAGUAUGAAUAUUGAAGGUAUCUAUUAUUUUUAUUUAGUUUAUUUAUGCGUGUAUACCAUAAUGUUAGAACUACAAAACUAUAUAUAACAUAUCUGCGAUUUUCUAAAAGCUUGGUAAUUGUAUUUUUUGGUGCAAAUAUAAGGAAUGGUUUGAUGGUAUUUUUUUAAAGUUCAAAUAUGUAUAAGGGUUCGUUAUUGAUUGCCAGAAUAAGUGAAAUUGGUUGAUGCACGGAAGCUGUGGCGGACUUGCGCACA
Molecule: messenger RNA, 2299 nt
Organism: Cucumis melo (muskmelon)
Lineage: Eukaryota; Viridiplantae; Streptophyta; Magnoliopsida; Cucurbitales; Cucurbitaceae
Product: allene oxide synthase 3-like
Exons: 2
Coding region: 185-1630 (481 amino acids)
Biological process (GO): sterol metabolic process
Molecular function (GO): iron ion binding; monooxygenase activity; heme binding
Source: RefSeq, a predicted model, not a curated record